Molecule: messenger RNA, 2354 nt
Organism: Hemiscyllium ocellatum (epaulette shark)
Lineage: Eukaryota; Metazoa; Chordata; Chondrichthyes; Orectolobiformes; Hemiscylliidae
Gene: slc35a1
Product: solute carrier family 35 member A1
Exons: 8
Coding region: 141-1151 (336 amino acids)
Biological process (GO): pyrimidine nucleotide-sugar transmembrane transport
Cellular component (GO): Golgi membrane
Molecular function (GO): pyrimidine nucleotide-sugar transmembrane transporter activity
Source: RefSeq, a predicted model, not a curated record
CCGGAGCGUUCUUGGAACGUCUGCGAUUGUUUCCCGAUCUGGGCCUCGUUCGACUGCGGCGGGUCAGCGGCACUGAGCCUGGGAGGCGGCAGCCCGGGGACUGAACCUCCUCCAUACACUGCAUUCAGCUAACCGGGAAGAUGGCUACCGAGAAUGUCAGCGUAUUGUUUAAAGUGUACUGCUUGUCAGUAAUGACGCUUGUGGCAGCUACUUAUACUGUAACAUUACGGUACACAAGGACAGUCUUAACAAAGAUGUAUUUUUCAACCACUGCUGUUUGUAUCACUGAAGUCAUCAAACUAAUUCUGAGUUUAGGUAUGUUAAUAAGGGACACUGGGAGUUUGAGGAGGACGCUGUCAACUUUGCAGGAGCAUAUACUAAGAAGUCCCAAGGAAAUGCUGAAGCUCAGUGUUCCAUCUCUAGUGUAUGCUGUUCAGAACAAUAUGGCUUUUGUGGCACUUAGUAAUUUGGAUGCAGCAGUGUAUCAGGUGACGUAUCAACUAAAGAUCCCCAGUACAGCGUUGUGUACGGUCUUUAUGCUGAACCGUUCACUCAGCAAAGUGCAGUGGAUGUCUGUGUUUAUGCUGUGUGCUGGGGUAUCACUAGUCCAGUGGAAGCCUGUAGAAACUACAAAGGUGCAGAUUGAACAGAAUCCACUUUUGGGAUUUGUUGCCAUAGCCAUUGCAGUGUUGUGUUCUGGUUUUGCAGGUGUUUACUUUGAGAAGGUGCUGAAAAGUUCUGAAACGUCUCUGUGGGUGAGGAACAUACAGAUGUAUAUCUCUGGCAUUGUGGUCACUGCAUUUGGAGUUUUUGUGAAUGAUGGCGCCCAAGUGAUGGAGAAGGGCUUCUUCUUUGGGUACACCCACUGGGUCUGGUUUGUUGUAUUAUUAGCAAGCCUUGGAGGUCUGUACACCUCAGUUGUUGUGAAGUACACAGACAACAUUAUGAAGGGAUUCUCAGCUGCUGCAGCAAUUGUAAUUUCCACAGUUGCUUCCAUGUUGUUGUUUGGCUUGCAGAUAACUCCCACCUUUGUAUCUGGAGCCAUUCUCGUCUGUAUUGCAAUAUACUAUUAUGGUUUACCAAAGCAAGAUACAACGACAAUUCAACAGACUGUAACAGAGAAGUCCAAACUGCCACUGGAAGAUGUGUGAUCAUAAACACUUCAUUAAGAAAAGGCAAAACGUGAAGAGUUUUAAAAAAACCUUAUCUGCAUCCUCUCCCAGCUUUUACAAGGGAUGUGGAUAUUUUCUAAAAUGCAAAUCUCCAUUGGUUAUUGAUUCAUGAAUCCUUUUUUUGCACUUUAGUGCCAACAAGGUGAAGAUCUGUUAUGCAUUGUGACAAUCCAACGAACGCAGCUAAGUUAUUUAACAAGUUUAUAAAGUAGCCGUUUUUAAAAAUCUACUUCCGGAAGGAGCUGGUAAUAUGGAGUUAUGUUUCAAACAGUCACAGAAAUCUUUGGUAGACUUUUCUUUCACAUGGCCUUUUUUAAAUGCAAACUUUUAAAAAUCAGUACUUUGCAGCUGCCAUGUUUGUUAUACUUUUUAGUUACUGGGUUACUCAGUGUUGGUCUCCCUAGUUGGUAUCGGAAGCAAUUGUUCCCUUGCAAAUCCUGAUUCUUCUGUAUUUUUUUUCUCUUGUUGCUGCUGUACGAUUAAUUUUCAGUAGCUGCCUCUGAAAACAGGGCAAUUAACUUGUAAAUCCAUCAUGUGAUUUGGCUGGAAUAUGUGCAAAGACUUUUUUUCCAAAAUUGCUGUUUACGUUGCUACUUGUGUUCUACAUGAGCAAGAUUAAUUUUUAAAUUGCAUUCUUGUUAUCAUUCACCAAUAUCAACAUUGACAUUAUACAGGAACCAGAUUUGAGACAAAAUGACUGGUUUGAUCUGAUCUCUUAAACUUGUCUGCGUGCAGUUGCAGGAUAAUCUAGAAGAUUGUAUUUGGUGUUGCAGAUCAGGGAAGUAGUAUGUAUUCUGAAAUCCCUUUUCGUACCAUUGACUAAGACAAAGUGAUUGCCAAGAUGUUUUGUUGAUCACAUCAAACAUGAGCCUGUUAUCAUCAAACUUGGUGUCCUGUAUUUACUACUACAAUCGUCCAUGGAGAAUUUAGCUGUAAGACUUCUCCCAUUAUUUGGAAAGUAAAAGAGCACAUCCAGAACCUCACUUCCCCCACCAAGACAAUAAUGUUGGGAUUUUCUUGUUUUUCUGUUGCUAGUUCCUCCAGAUUAUCAAACGUUUCUGAACUCUUUGUUUCUUUUAAAUCUCUGUAACCUUCAAUAAUGUUCUACUUAUGUGAUGAGAAGUGUUGUUUUUGUUGCUAAAAUAAUCCAUAAAAUAAAUCCUUUCUUAAGUUUAUUCUUAA